AGGGGCUGUGCAGUGAGAAGGUGGCGCGCACGUCGUUGGAAAGCUGCCUUAGCGUUGGAAGCCGGUGGAUUUUUGUGAAUUGGAAAAUGUAAAUGAGACUUCAACCCCAUUCGUUCAUAUAGGAACUCCCUGCGGCCUUGAUAGCCUACGAUAGGUGACGUUUUGGCCAAUGGGCCUUCUUCACAGCGCAGUGGGAGGCUGCCAGAGAGGUCGGGUUCAACUAAUCUGCCGCUUGUUUUCCGGUUGCGUGCUCGGCUUCGCGCAGACAAGAGACGGAGGAUUUGCGUUUCGUCGCCGGCAGUAAGCAGUGCAAUGCCUUGUGCGAGCUGCUUCCCGAGUCCUUAGGCAGGCCCCUCCGUGCACUCUGGGGCACCCUCGGUGUGCUCUGCUAAGAGUUUAUUUUCUACAUUAAAUGCGGGAAUCUCCCGUGGGGAGGGAGAAGAUGACCGCUCGCUAAUGGAUCGCGUGGGGGUGCCCACCACCACCAACUGGGAGAGGCGUCGCUCACGGCCGGCAGGGAUGCGGACGCCACGGUGCUUGCUCACGCCGGCAUCGGCUUGGCUGGCGCUGCUGUGCUACUGCGUCCUGGUUUGCCGGGGCGCCGAUACCGCGAUCACCGUGAGCACCCCCACCGCCCUCAACCACCUGCUGGUGGACAACGAGACGGGGCGCGUGUACGUGGGCGCCGUCAACUUCGUGUACCAGUUCGACGCGUUCCUGACGAAACAGAGCGAGCUCGGCACGGGCCCCGUCAAUGACAGCAAGGAGUGCCUGCCGCCCCUGGAGCACUGCAAGGAUACGCAGCUCACCAACAACUCCAACAUGCUGCUGGUGCUCGACCGCUCGGGCGGCUCGCUGGUGGUGUGCGGCAGCGUCCACCACGGCACGUGCGCCAAGCUGGCGCCGGACGAUGUGUCGCAGAAGACCUUCUGGGUGGAGUCGCCCACCUACAGCCAGACGGUGGUGUCGAGCAACGCGAGCGUGCGGGUCGUGGGCUUCGUGGCGCCGGGCGUCGGCGGCGAGGACAUGCUGUUCGUGGGCAGCGGCAUGGCGCCCUACAAGCUGUGGCCCAUGUGCACGCGGCACCUGCACCAGCUGCCGGCGGGCGACGCGUUCACGGUGGCGGACCGGGCGCACAUCGUGGGCGAGCACUCGACGUACCACUUCACGUUCGCGGCGGCGUUCGCGCACGCCGGUCACGCCUACUUCGUGUUCGCGCGCCACGAGUCGACGCUCUCCACCAGCCCCUUCACCAGCUACGUGGCGCGCGUCUGCCUCGGCGACGACACCUACCAGUCGUACGUGGAGGCGCCGCUGUCGUGCCGCGACGGCGCCUCCGCGUACCCGCUGGCGCAGGACGCGUACCUGGCGGAGGGCGUUGGCUCGGAGCUGGCGCGGAGCCUGGCCGGUGGCGGCGGGGACGGCGACGGGGACGGCACGGGACCGGUGCUGUUCGUGGCGUUCGCGGCCACGCAGGGCCACGGCGGCCUCCCGCUCAACGAGUCGGCGCUCUGCCUCUUCCCGCUCGGCCGGAUCGCCGCGGUCAUGAAGCGGGCGCGCGUCAGCUGCUACCAGGGCAGCGACAAGGACUCGCACGUGCAGUACAUCUCGCUGCCGUGUCGCAAGGAGGGCGAGGAUUCGGAAGCGCGUUACCCGUGCGGAUCGGAGCACCUGGCCACCCCCAUCACCAGCAAGGUGCCCACCGACGGCACCUUCCUGGGCCGUAACAACGACGCCUGCAUCACCGCCGUUGCCGUGACGACCGAGGAGGAGCGCACCUACGCGUUCCUUGGGACCAACAAGGGCCAGCUGAGCCGGGCGUUCAUUGCGGACAAGGACGGUUUCAAGGACAGCAUCCCGCUGCUCUCCGUGCCGGGCGCCAUCAAGCAGGACAUGGAGCUGAGCAACGACAGCAAGUACAUCUACGUCAUGGCCGAGAACAACGUGAGCCGCGUGCCGGUGAGCAGCUGCCGGCAGCACGCAGACUGUGUGUCCUGCGUGGCCGCACGCGACCCCUACUGCGGGUGGUGUGUGCUGGAGGGGAGGUGCUCCCGGCGUUCCGAGUGCCGCUCCUCCGACGAGCCCAACCGUUGGCGCUGGAGCUAUGACAAGGAGUGCCUCAGGGUGGAGGAGGUGGCGCCCGCCAACAUCAGCUGGGUUGUUCAACAGGAGAUCACGCUGCAGGUGGACGGGCUGCCAGCGUUGGGAGACGGGGAGACCUACACCUGCUCGUUCCUCUAUCACAACGUUCCGGCCACGCUGUCCGGCUCCAGCCUCACGUGCCACACGCCGGAGAUCGGCGCCCUCACCUGGAACGGCACAGACCACAUGGUGGUGCCGCUGGUCCUACGGUUCGAGGGAGUGGAGGUCGCCGCCUCCAGCUUCACUUACUUCAACUGCAACGCCGUCGCCCAGACGCGACGCAAUGCACCGUGCGCCGCGUGCGUGGGCAGCCCAUGGAGCUGCCACUGGUGCGUGCACCGUCACGAGUGCACCCACGAGCCCAGCUGUGAGGAGGGCCCCAUCAUCCACAAUGCCCAGUUCUCCCAGCCACUUGUACCCCCCUCCUCCCCCCUCCUGCCAGUAGAGCCCCCCACGCCCUCCACUGUAGCCGGUGUCCCUAGCCUGCCCCCUGCCGGCGUCCCCACGGCCCCUCCCCGCACGCCCCCGGAGGCGCCCCCCACCCCGGUGCGUGCGGCGGUCGUCGCUCUCGCGACACCGCCGCCUGCCGCUGCUCCUCCCGCCGCCGCCCCAACUAACGGGCCCUCUAACCCGACAACCUCUGACCCUGCUCUCCCCGUAGCUUUGCUCACGCUCGGCCCUGCUCGCCCCCCCCCUCGGCAUGCCACCCCCGCGCCCCCCGCUGAAACCCCCCGCCCCGCCCAGCAUGCGCCAACGCUCGCUAACCCCAGUGCCGCCCCUUUUCCCGACAUUAACCUCUAUCCUGACAUUAACGCCGACCCUAACGCCGACCCUAACGCCGACCCUAACGCCGACCCUAACGCCGACCCUCACGCCGCUCCGACCCACACCGCCGCUCGCUCGGCCGGCGGUGACCUCGGAGAGCCUCUCCUCACCUUUGACACCAGCCCGUUGACCCUUGGUGGGGGUCACGAGUCGGGGUCAGGGGGCGAGGGUGAGAAGUCUUCGCCGCUGCCCGGCUCCUCCGCCGCCGCUUCCGCAAACCCCACCGCUUCGCCCGCACGCUUCUCCUCCUCCUCACUGAUGCUGCUCUCUGGUGACGGUGAUGGUGACGACGACAACGAUGAUGGCGGUGACGACGACGACGGUGGUGAUGAUGAUGCUGCUACACCGGGAGCUCCCACUGCCGCUUUAGUUGCUCUGCUGCAGCUGUCUGCCUCUGGCUCUCGCCCGCACUCUCUGCACCCGCGGUCUGCGCUGGCCGGGCACCCCCUCUCCCCACAGCUCCUCCCCCACACGGCGGCGGGGGGGGGCCACCACACGCACCACGAGCUGGCCGUACCCAUGAAGGGCCCCGGCAGCUGCCCGUGCCUGGAGAGCUUCUCCAGCGCCAGCCUCGUGCCCGCGCGCUUCUCCACCGCCCUCGCCUUCGUCGCCCGCAACCUCAACCUGCUGGAGACGCAGGUGCCGGCGUUCGAGUGCCUGGUGACGGUGGACGGGAAGUCGCACGCUGUGGGGGCGCAGGCGAGCGACGUCACCAGCUCCGAAACGGUCAUCACCUGCGACGUGGCCCAGUACGACUACGACGAGGCUGCCAUGGAGGUCCCUGCAGACGUGACCGUGCGGUGGACGUCGCAGUUCAACAUCGACAACCACAACGACCUCCAGGUGACGCUGUACAAGUGCGGGGAGGGCCGGCGCGACUGCAGCCAGUGCCUGGCCGCCAACGCCAGCUACGGCUGCCAGUGGUGCGGCGUCAAGCCGACGUGCGUCUACAACAAGACCUGCGCCGCGCCGCUCUCCACCUGCCCGGCGCCCAACAUCGUGCGGGUGGAGCCGACGACGGGGGCGCUGCAGGGCGGCACGCGGCUCACCGUGUGGGGUCACGACAUGGGCCAGCGGGUGGACGACGUGGAGGCGGUGACGGUGGCUGGCGCGCCGUGCCCCCUCGUCGUGGAGCUCUACGAGAUUUCGAUACGCGUGGUGUGCGAGCUGUCGAGCGUGAGCGCCGUCACGCAGGGCCCCGUGGUGCUCAAGCUGCGAGGCUUCGACUCGGCCGCGACGGCGCCGCAGCUCUUCACCUACCAGGACCCCCAUCCUCAAGAGUUCCUCCCAGUGAAGGGGCCCCGCGCGGGUGGCACGAUGCUGCGGGUGCUCGGGGACGACCUGUUCUCGGGCAGCGCCGCUGACAUCUCCGUCACGGUCGGCAACACCAACUGCAGGAACGUGGAGGUGACGGAGAGCGAGGUGAGGUGCCGUACGAGCAGCAACCCGGAGCCCGGAGAGGCCGAGGUGGUGCUGCACUAUGGGCCGCUGGCGCAGCGCAGGCUCUCGGGCCUCUACACCUACACCCCGGACCCCGAGGUUCACAACGUGGAGCCCAAGGAGAGUUUCAUCAGCGGAGGGCGCACCAUCCUGGUCACCGGCACCAACCUGGACUCGGUGGAGCAGCCGCUGGUGCGGGUGGAGGUGGUCGCCGCGGCGUCCUCGUGGUCCGCGCCGGUCUCCUCCGACCCCGGCGACGAUGCGGCUCGCCGCAGGAGGAGCCGCGGGUGGGCGCGUAGAUCCCGGGCCGUGGCUGCAUCCCCGACUCUGUGCCGACCCGGAACCGCGCAGCGUCACCGCAAGCCCCAGGGCACCGCCGUCCUGGCGGAGGACUGCUGCGAGGUGCUGAACGAGACGAGCAUGAGCUGCUACUCGCCCAGCGUGUCGGACGUCGUUCCGCCCGGUGCCUCCACGCGCCUCCUCUUUAUCAUGGACGACCUGCAACUGGACUACGGCCAAUUCCGCUACGUGAGUGACCCCAAGAUGCUGCCGCUCAACCACGAGGACCCGAGCAAGCCCUACAAGUUCAAGCCGGGCAGCCUCAUUGUGGCCAAGGGUGAGAACCUGAAGCAGGCGAUCAGCCAGGUGGAGGUGCGCGCGACACUCGGGGACCAGGAGUGCGAGAUCCGCACGCUCACCGACAACGACCUCUACUGCAACCCGUCAGCCAGCGCCCCCGACCCCAAACGGACCGUCAACUUCACGGUGCACAUGGGUUACCUGGAGUACAACCUGGGCCCCGUGGAGUACGACAUGGAGGUGACGAACAACUUCCCGCACGAGGCGCAGAUCGGGGUUGGUGUGGCGGCCGCCGUCCUCACCCUGCUGGUGGUCGCCGUCAUAUUCAUCUACAGGAGAAAGAGCAAGAAGGCGCUGCGGGACUACAAGAAGGUGCAGAUACAGCUGGAGAGCCUGGAGACCAACGUGCGCGACCAGUGCAAGAAGCAGUUCACAGACCUGAUGACGGAGAUGAACGACGUGUCGAGCGACCUCCUCGGCAUGGGCAUCCCCUUCCGCGACUACAAGCUCUACACGGAGCGCAUCUUCUUCCCCGGCAGCAGCUCCCCGCUGUCGCGCUCCCUCGACGUGUCGGAGGCGCGGCGGCAGACCGUGGAGCAGGGCCUCAGCCAGCUGUCGAACCUGCUCAACAGCAAGCCCUUCCUCACCAAGUUCAUCCACACGCUGGAGCGACAGCCGACCUUCUCGGCACGCGACCGCGGCUGCGUGGCGUCGCUGCUCACGGUGGCGCUGCACGGCAACCUGGAGUACUAUACCGACAUCCUCAAGACCCUGCUCAACGACCUCAUGGAGCAGUACGUGGCCAAGAACCCCAAGCUCAUGCUGCGACGGACUGAGACGGUGGUGGAAAAGAUGCUCACCAACUGGAUGUCCAUCUGCCUUUACAAAUUCCUGAAGGAGACGGCGGGGGAGUCGCUCUUCACGCUGUUCAAGGCCAUCAAGCACCAGGUGGAGAAGGGCCCCGUGGACGUAGUGCUGGGCAAGGCUAAGUACUCGCUCAACGACAACCGUCUGCUCGGGGAGGACGUUGAGUACCAACAACUGAUGCUGAACGUGACGGUGCAGGGCAGCAUUGAGGAGCAGCCCACGCCCGUGCGCCUGCUGGACUGCGACAGCGUACAUCAGGCCAAGGAGAAGAUCCUGGAGCAGGUCUACAAGAACUUGCCCUUCUCGCAGCGCCCCCCCAUCUGCGACGUCGAACUUGAGUGGCGCAACGGCUAUGCGGGGCACCUGGUCCUCUCGGACGAGGACGUCACGUCCGUCUCGCACGGCCGCUGGAAGAGAGUCAACACGCUGCAGCACUACAAGGUCCCCGACGGAGCGACGGUGGCACUCGUACAGAGGUUCAAAAGCAGCCACGUUCAGGACCAGCACCGCGACCACUGUGUCGGCGAGCGAACCCCGAUGCUGGAGGACGGUGAAGAGGGCGGCUUCCAGCGCUGGCACCUCGUCAAGUCCACGGACGACGUGGAGGUGCACCGCAGCAAGCGCAGCAGCAUGCGCGAGCGCGACCGCACCAAGGUCAUCCCCGAGAUCUACCUCACGCGCCUGCUCUCCAUGAAGGGCAUCCUGCAGAAGUUCGUCGACGACUUCUUCCGGGUGGUGCUGAGCACGAGCCGUCCGGUGCCGCCUGCCGUCAAGUACUUCUUCGACUUCCUGGACGAGGCGGCUGAGCGGCACGGCAUCGAGGACCCGGAGACCAUCCACAUCUGGAAGACUAACAGCCUGCCGCUCAGGUUCUGGGUAAACAUUCUGAAGAACCCGAACUUCGUGUUCGACGUGCAGGUGAGCGACAUUGUGGACGCGUCGCUCUCCGUGAUCGCGCAGACCUUCAUGGACUCGUGCACCACCCAGGAGCAGAAGCUGGGCCGGGACUCCCCCAUCAACAAGCUGCUCUACGCAAGGGAAAUCUCCGGCUACAAGAAAAUGGUGGAAAAGUAUUACGCAGACAUCCGCCAGAUGGUACCGGUCCGGGAUGAGGACAUGAGAACGGAACUCUCCGAGGAGUCACGGAACAACUCAAACGAACUCAACUCGAUGGUGGCGCUUCACGAGCUCUACACAUACGUCAACAAGUACUACGACCAGGUGAUCACCGCGCUGGAGGACGACCCGCACACCCAGAAGAUGCAGCUGGCGUACCGGCUGCAGCAGGUGGCGGCGGCGGUAGAGAACAAGGUCACCGACCUGUGACGGGGCGACGACCGCGUGUCGUCCGGCCCGUGCCCCUUGGCGCUGCCUGAGCGGAGGGGGUAGGGGGGGCCCUACCCCUGCGCGGUGGACACGUUGGUGGAAGGUUCUGCCCGUGGGAGCGCCGGGCAAGAUCGCCAAAGCCGCGAAGGCCGCUUGGGUAGCGUGCGCGUGCCGCAACAAUUUUCUCGUUUGAAAUCGGAUGCCUCGAGUGAAAUCGUUUUUCGUCAAUUCGGCAAGCCGCUCAAGAGAUGGAUGAGGUGCAGCUGCCUUCUCUCCUCGGCGCCAUUCUUUGUCGACCUCCGCCCCCCCACCCGCCCACCCGGACCCACCGAUGAAGUGCUUCCCACUCGUGCCGCCUCCUCGUCCCCCGUGGCGCGGCGCAACACGGUGGUCUCUUCGCAGCGGCGCCCGCGAUCACGAGAUGACUCGGCGCGCUCGUCGACCCUUUUAACCUCCCCACCCAGCUGCACAAGGCCGCCGUGCGAGCGACCAAAUACAUUUUAAUAAAAAAAAACCCAUCACGAAGAGGUUGCAGGAGCCGGGCCUGCUGCGAUUGGCUGGGUGGUUGGUGGCGGCGGCGCACGCCAGGAGCUGCGGCGAGGGACUAUGCGCGUACGUGCGUCGCGCUGCCACGACGACGAUAGCGAUGACCACGACACCUUGCUCGGAGCUUCCGCCAUUCUCCCCCCCCCCCCCCCCCGGCCUUGAUGUUUUAACGGAAGAACGAGCGAGUUUUUAAAACGGUUGUUUUUGUAAACUGCUGCAAAGAAAAUAGGAAAUGUUGUUGUGGUUUUGGGAGAUGGUUGGCUCCGGGGGAGAUCGCCUUACUUGCAACCUCUGUCGGAAAGUAGUCAACAAGGGCUCCACCUCUCAAAACCGUUUAAAGACGUAGAGACUUUUUUUUGUAAGUGGGGCUUUUCUCGCUCCUCGCCCGCCGGUUUGAGUGUUCUUUAAUCACCACUAACUGAAGCCCCGCGUUGCUGAAGAAAAGCGUCGUCUACUGUAGAAGGAAGAGAGAACUUGCAAACCCGAGAGAAGGAGUCUUCAGGUCGAUUGUGGGCGCACCAGGGUAAGGCACCGCCACCCCCUAACCUCGUAGUCUGCGCGCGGAAAAAAAAAUCACUUUAAUCAAAACCGGGCGGCUGUAUUCACAAACUAAGUUCUUUUCUCGUUUGGCAAUAAUAAUGAUAAUAAUCCAUGAUUUUAACAUUAUUUAUUUUAAAGCUGUACGUGUUUUAAAUCAUCUACUGUAGAGAAGGGGGGAGUACCGUUAUGACGCGGCCUAAGUGGAUGCGCGCAUGUUGUGCUGUAUGUAUAUAAUGAUCCUUUGUAUGCACACUGGGAUAAAAAAAGCCUGUUUUGCUGUAAGUUGUAACCCGGUCAAAGCUUAGCCAUUCCUCCCCAUACGUGUGACCCCUGACGCCGUGGCGUGGAUCAGGGUCAGCUGGGCUUGGACUGUGUUGCCGUUGGAGGGGUCAGCGGUGCCAAAGCGCACUCAGCGGCGUGGUCCUGUGGCAAUUCACGAGCAUCGUGGUCGUGCUCCAGUUCUCGUUUUGAAAUAUUCCUGGCUCAUGUACGUGAAGCUGAAAAUAUGACCCCUUUACACGGCCGUUAAAAAUAAAGUACGCGAAACCCACCUUCCUAUUAUGUGACAAUAAUACAUCCCACCGCGCCCUCGUUUUACGUAUUGAUUGAGGUCAUAUUCCAAUCCCCCCCCCCCCCCCCCAUUUGCGUUUGUCUGACGGAAACCGGUUGAGCCUGUUCACGCGACUGUGCCUCCCGGACCAGAACGGCACGAAGGCCGGCCCUGGGCCUCGCGGUUCGCACCUUGGCCGCAGCGGCGUUUGUGCUCGCGCCGCGUGAUGAUCGUAUCCGGGGUUGCCCCGCGGCGUUUUGUUCGCGUCUCAUUUGUUGCCGUCGAGGACAGAAACCCGUUAACAAUCCCUCGCAGGCCAUGGCGAUGUCACUGCUCAUCGGGGGCACAUUUAUGCGGGUCAACGGCCCCGAGGCAGAACCCAAAGGCCUGAGGAUAUUAUGCGGGGUUCGGAGUCAGGUUUCCACUUGUGAAAUAUUAAAAAAUGGGGCAUAUCUUGGGUAGAACAAUAUCUCAAAAUGCUACAGAAGCGGGAGAACCGAUUGUAAAUUAAUUGUCUUGUGUGGCAUAUUACUGCGCAAAUGACACCACAGAGACUUUAAAUGUCUCCAGGAUGACUUACGGUUUUCCCAGGAUGACUACCUCAACAGUAUGGUCCUGGGAAGACCAGGGCAAGUGGCAACCUGAAGCUUAAGGAAUAAUUUAAACGUGUGAUGGACUUUAGGAUCGGUAGGAUUCCAUAGAAAUCACUUGUGGGAGUCGAUCGAUACCAUCCAGAAUUUGUCUGCCGAAUCCUCAGGAAUAUCGGGAACGUGGCCAGCCAGGUGGGACACUAAGCUGGCGGCAAACUCUCCGCAGUCGACCGAUCGCAAGGCCCUCGUUUGUAACCGUGCACAUUUCCAAGCGGUGGCUGUGGGUUUUUUGUUGUUGCAAAUUGACACACGACGAUGUUAUAUUUUUGGGAGAAACGUGCGACGCUCGCUGCGGCCGUUCCCGCGCCGCCUUGAGAGUGGAACAACGUGAUCACGUCCCCUGCCGUGGACCCGGCGUGGCCAAGAGGCCUCGUCUCGGUGUGGGACCGGCACGACCCGUUGACCACGUUGACCUUCGCUUGAUCGUUUUCCCAAAAACCGAUUUGUACCUUUUUAUUUUGUUAAUUUUAAGUCUACAUUUUACAGCGCGCAGGAUGGUGGUUGUUGUUGUUUUGAGAGAGAAUGAAUGCCUUAAAACUAGA
Messenger RNA from Lethenteron reissneri (Far Eastern brook lamprey), 10007 nucleotides. RefSeq names its product plexin-B1-like. Gene Ontology annotation, biological process: regulation of GTPase activity; regulation of cell shape; positive regulation of axonogenesis. NCBI's taxonomy places the organism in Eukaryota, Metazoa, Chordata, Hyperoartia, Petromyzontiformes, Petromyzontidae. Gene Ontology annotation, cellular component: plasma membrane; semaphorin receptor complex. The record is from RefSeq and is a predicted model, not a curated record. Gene Ontology annotation, molecular function: protein binding; semaphorin receptor activity.